AUGAUAAUACAACAACAGAUUAAUGACGUGAAACGAUUAUGGGCGAAUAAGCGGCAAUUAGCCAACCAGGGUCUAAAUCUUGCCAUGGUUGUGUUAGUUGCAUUGAUGAUAUGGAAAGGACUUAUUGUCUAUACAAAGAGUGAAUCACCAAUUGUUGUCGUACUCAGUGGUAGUAUGGAACCAGCUUUUCAACGGGGUGAUAUUUUGUGUCUAGAUAAUACGAAGCCACAACUUGAGGUGGGAGAUAUUGUUGUGUAUAAAGUCAAGGGCCGAGAGAUUCCUAUUGUACAUCGUGUUUUGGAACUUCAUGAACGGGGAUCGGAUCAAUACCAUGUUUACCUGACUAAGGGAGAUAACAACAAUGUGGAUGACCGUGGAUUGUACGCGUAUGGUCAGUCGUGGCUUGAUCGUGAAGAUAUUGUGGGCAUUGCUAGAGCCUCCAUUCCUUAUGCUGGUAUGCUGACCAUUUUACUGAAUGAUUACCCAUUGUUCAAAUACCUCUUGGUGGGUGUAAUGGGUGUGCUAGUCUUCACGCAGAGAGAGUAG
Molecule: messenger RNA, 546 nt
Organism: Peronospora belbahrii
Lineage: Eukaryota; Oomycota; Peronosporomycetes; Peronosporales; Peronosporaceae
Source: the annotation of a GenBank genome assembly